Molecule: messenger RNA, 1041 nt
Organism: Penicillium bovifimosum
Lineage: Eukaryota; Fungi; Ascomycota; Eurotiomycetes; Eurotiales; Aspergillaceae
Gene: mep20
Exons: 4
Coding region: 1-1041 (346 amino acids)
Biological process (GO): proteolysis
Molecular function (GO): metalloendopeptidase activity
Source: RefSeq, a predicted model, not a curated record
AUGCGUCUUAUUGCCCUUUCCACCGCCGUCCUAGCUCUCGCACAGCAUGCGUAUGCCUUGCCAGUUGAGAGCGAUGCUUCUGGUCUUGACAUUACCCUGAGCCGUGUCAGUGACACCCGCAUCAAGGCUGUCGUGAAGAACGCUGGCAAAGAAGAUGUCACCUUUGUGCACCUCAACUUCUUCCGUGACAGUGCCCCGGUCAAGAAGGUUGGCGUCUUCAAGGAUGAUGCCGAGGUCACCUUCGAGGGAGUCAAGCGCCGCUUCGUCCUCGACGGUCUCAGCCCGGAGUCUCUCACCUCGCUUGCUGCAGGAGAGACCUUCGAGGAUGAAUUUGACAUUGCAUCCACCACUGACUUGUCCAGCGGAGGCCCUCUGACUCUUCGCUCAACUGGUCAAGUUCCUAUCGUCGUUGAUGGCAAGGUCACUGGCUAUAUUCCUUACAACUCCAAUGACCUCAAGAUCGAGGUCGAUGGUGUCAAGGCAUCCCGUGUGGCUAAGGCUAUUAAGCCGCUCAGCCGCCGCACGAAGGAGACUUGCUCCGAUUCUAGCAGGAAGGCGGCACUUGAGAAGGCUCUCAAGAACACUGUCAGCCUCGCAAACGCUGCUGCCACUGCGGCCACUUCUGGCUCUGCCUCCAAGUUCAGCGAGUAUUUCAAGACCACCAGCUCCAGCGUUCGCAACACUGUGGCUGCUCGCCUCAAGGCUGUGGCCAAGGAGGCCGGCUCAACCAGCUCUGGAGCCACCCAGUACUACUGCUCAGAUGAAUACGGAUACUGCGAGACCAACGUUUUGGCCUACACCUUGCCAUCUCUGAACGUGAUCGCUAACUGCGAUAUCUACUAUUCCUACCUCCCGGCAUUGGCCAGCUCCUGCCACGCCCAGGAUCAGGCAACCACCACUCUGCACGAGCUCACCCACGCUCCUGGCACAUACAGCCCUGGAACUGAUGACCUCGGAUACGGGUACUCCGCUGCGACCGCCCUCAGCAGCGCGGAUGCUGUCAUGAACGCUGACUCUUAUGCCCUCUAUGCCAAUGGUUAG